This is a messenger RNA of Bufo bufo (common toad), 774 nucleotides long. RefSeq lists its product as uncharacterized. The record is from RefSeq and is a predicted model, not a curated record. Lineage: Eukaryota; Metazoa; Chordata; Amphibia; Anura; Bufonidae. The coding region runs from base 34 to 774 and encodes 246 amino acids. The transcript is spliced from 2 exons.
CAUAGAGUGUAGCACAGUCCGGGGGAGACCUCUAUGGACUCCCCGACCACAGCAGCGGAUCGCGGGAGUCCGGGAAGCACCAAUGUUCUCUGCGCCUUUCUGUGCACGGUGCCUCCAGCACCCGGUCAGACUCUCUCUGCGCCUUUCUGUGCACGGUGCCUCCAGCACCCGGUCAGACUCUCUCUGCGCCUUUCUGUGCACGGUGCCUCCAGCACCCGGCCAGACUCUCUGUGCGCCUUUCUGUGCACGUGCCUCCAGCACCCGGUCAGACUUUCUGUGCACGGUGCCUCCAGCACCCGGUCAGACUCUCUCUGCGCCUUUCUGUGCACGGUGCCUCCAGCACCCGGUCAGACUUUCUGUGCACGGUGCCUCCAGCACCCAGUCAGACUCUCUGUGCGCCUUUCUGUGCACGGUGCCUCCAGCACCCGGUCAGACUCUGUGCGCCUUUCUGUGCACGGUGCCUCCAGCACCCGGUCAGACUCUGUGCGCCUUUCUGUGCACGGUGCCUCCAGCACCCGGUCAGACUCUUUCUGUGCACGGUGCCUCCAGCACCCGGUCAGACUCUCUCUGCGCCUUUCUGUGCACGGUGCCUCCAGCACCCGGUCAGACUCUCUCUGCGCCAGCUCGGCUCAGGCUGCAGCUUUUCCUCCAGACACCAGCAGCUAUCUCCGCCCCUGCUGUGGGAUCAGCCAAGUCCACAGCACAGACAGCGAGUCCUGCCUCCCACUCAGCACUGGGGAAGUGUCAGAGAGCAGGAGCCCCAGGGGCCCAUAG